Messenger RNA from Adineta ricciae, 2877 nucleotides. Lineage: Eukaryota; Metazoa; Rotifera; Eurotatoria; Adinetida; Adinetidae. The record is from the annotation of a GenBank genome assembly.
AUGGAACGUCUAGUUUCAUCAGUUACACGACCGCGUUUAUUAACUGUUCGAUGUAUCCUAAAACUGACAUUACCAAUCCGCAGUGCGUAUGCACCGGCUAAAUCCGAUGGAUUUUCUGUUAAUUAUCGUGAUCAAAUGUAUAAAGAGUGGUUGAGCAAUCCACAAUCAGUGCAUAAAUCUUGGGACUUGUAUUUUCGGAGUCAAAACCAAGGAAAAUCUUCCAUGCCAACCUCUGUUCAAAUCUAUCCGAUACAACCUACAGCGGUGUCUGCGAGUAAUUUUCGCAUUGAUGCCAAAGCUGUCAAUGACCAUAUGGCUGUCGCAGCACUUAUUCAGUCUUUUCAGACGCGCGGUCAUAAAGUCGCUCAACUCGAUCCACUUGGUAUUUCAUCGAUUGAUUUAGAUCGCGAAAGGCCCAUUGAUCUAUCGUAUCAAUUCUUCAAUUUUUCCGAAGCCGAUCUGAACCGGCAAUUUGUUCUGCCACCAUUCACAUUCAUCGGUGGCCGCGAAACACAACUGUCUUUACGUGAAAUUCUUCGCCGAUUAGACUAUGUUUAUUGUCGAACAAUUGGUAUUGAAUAUAUGUAUAUCAACAAUCGUGAGCAGUGUAAUUGGAUUCGAGAACGUUUUGAAGAUUCAUCGCAGUUCAAACUGUCAAAUGACGAGGUUCAUCGUGCAGUUCAACGACUCAUUCGAACAGCUCAUUUUGAAAAGUCCUUAGGAUCGAAAUGGGCGACUGAAAAACGUUUCGGUGUCGAAGGAUGCGACAUGUUAAUACCCGCGAUGAAAAUGGUCAUUGAUACUGUCAUUCAAACCGGUGUCGAUACACUUAUUAUGGGCAUGCCACAUCGUGGUCGCCUUAAUGUUCUCGCCAAUGUUAUUCAAAAACCACUGGAAGAAAUUUUCUGUCAAUUUAACAAACAUUUAAAACCGUCUGACAUAUCAGAAAGUGGAGAUGUGAAAUAUCAUCUGGGCACAUGCGUUGAACGUUUGAGUUCAGUGACAAAUUCCAAGAUAAAAUAUGUCUUGCUCGCUAAUCCAUCGCAUUUAGAAGCUGUCAGUCCCGUUGCUCAAGGUCGAACUAAAGCCGAACAGUUUUACCGUGGUGACGAAAAAGGUGACAAGGUAAUGAGCAUUUUGGUACAUGGCGAUGCGGCUUUCGCUGGUCAAGGUGUCGUUUAUGAAACAUUCCACUUAACGAAUCUACCUGCGUACACAACUCAUGGGACAGUUCAUAUUAUUUGUAAUAAUCAAAUCGGCUUUACGACGGAUCCUCGUGUAGCACGCUCAAGUCCAUGUAAAUUCAAACGCGAUGUUGUCAUUGAUCUGGUGGGUUAUCGUCGUUAUGGUCAUAACGAAGUGGAUAAUCCUAAUUUCACGCAUCCAUACAUGUAUAAGAAAAUCGAAAAGCAGACACCGAUAUUGACAAAAUGGACUGACAAAUUGAUCAACGAAGGUAGAAUUAACAAGAGUUGGUACGAAACUGAGGUCGCUAAUUAUGAAAAGCGUCUUGUCGAAGCGCUUGCUAACUCCAAGAGUGUUAUCUAUGAUAAACAGAAAAAAUGGCUUGACUCGCCAUGGAAAGCUUUCUUUACAAAAACACCUCCUUUUGCUCAUCCAAUAACGGGUGUGCCAGAAGAAAGACUUCAAUUAGUUGGAAGCAAAGUUCACGAACUACCUGAGAGUUUUACUCUUCACGAACGUUUGAAAAGUAAUUUUGCAACUCGAACAACGAUGUUACAAGAACGUAAAGUUGAUUGGGCUCUAGCAGAAGCCAUGGCAUUAGGAAGUCUCUUACUCGAUGGUCAGUAUAUCCGUUUUAGCGGACAAGACGUCGAACGAGGCACAUUCUCUCACCGUCAUCAUGUUUUGCAUGAUCAAGAAAAAGAUCUAGUCUUCCAUGUACCACUAAACGAAUUAGUUGCAGUACAAGGACAUUAUACAAUAUGUAACAGUUCGUUAUCGGAAUUUGCUGUGUUAGGUUUUGAACUGGGAUACGCGAUUACAAGUCCAUGUACGCUCGUCCUUUGGGAAGCACAGUUCGGUGAUUUUACUAAUAACGCCCAAUGUAUUAUUGAUCAAUUUCUAUCCAGUGGACAGGCAAAAUGGGUUCGCCAGAAUGGACUUGUGCUUCUUCUACCCCAUGGAUAUGACGGAUAUGGGCCAGAGCAUUCAUCAGCAAGAUUAGAACGAUUCUUACAGAUGUCUGCUGAAGAUGCAGACCAGGUGCCAGAUCUCGAAAACAGUGCUCAUACAGAUCUUUCCAUGUACCAAUUGGAAAACGCAAACUGGAUCAUCGCUCAUUUAACGACUCCUGCAAAUUAUUUUCAUAUUCUUCGUCGACAAUUAGCACUUCCAUUCCGAAAACCAUUAGUUCUAAUGACGCCCAAGUCUUUACUUCGUUUGACUGAAUGCCGAUCAUCGUUUGAUGAGAUAAUCGAAGGAACAACUUUCAAGCGUAUCUAUCCUGAAGAAGGUGCAGCCGGGCACAAUCCUGAUGCCGUGAAAAAGUUAGUUUUCUGCUCGGGCAAAACAUACUAUGACUUAAUCAAAGCGCGGACAGUACAGGAACUUGAAUCGGACAUUGCCAUUGUCCGUAUCGAACAAUUAUCUCCGUUUCCAUUCGAUCUGAUCGAGAUCGAGUUGAAAAAAUACAAAUCAGCAGCAAUAUGUUUUGCACAAGAAGAGCACAAAAACAUGGGACCGUAUUCGUUCUGUAAAGCACGCCUUAAUCUUCUUCUUCGUAAGAUGAACGACAAUCGAGUCGACAAAAUCGAGUACGCAGGACGUGCUUCAGCAGCAGCAACUGCUACUGGUAUCAAAUCGAUUCAUUCGACCGAACAGGACAAUUAUAUGCAUCAGGCUAUGAAAAUAUGA